This is a messenger RNA of Vigna umbellata (rice bean), 3611 nucleotides long. Its product is annotated as polyadenylation and cleavage factor homolog 4-like. Gene Ontology annotation, cellular component: cytoplasm; mRNA cleavage factor complex. Gene Ontology annotation, molecular function: mRNA binding; RNA polymerase II complex binding. Lineage: Eukaryota; Viridiplantae; Streptophyta; Magnoliopsida; Fabales; Fabaceae. Gene Ontology annotation, biological process: termination of RNA polymerase II transcription; mRNA 3'-end processing. The record is from RefSeq and is a predicted model, not a curated record.
AACACUGUGACUUUCAUUGGUAACGCAUACAAUUGCAAUCCCCAAUGUGCAGCUUGCUUAUAUAAACUCACUACCUCUCUUCUUAUCUUCAUUUGUAUCUCUCUUUUCGUUAAUUUUUUAUUAAUUCAUGUAAAUUAGGAUUAGGGUUUAUAUCAAUUUGCACUGUACAAUUUUAAAUUAGAACUUUGUUCUCAUGCAUUCCUCUUUUCUUCAAAUAAAUCCGGUCCUAGAACCAAUUACGGGAUGCUAUUUCCUGCUCCAAAUCCAGUUCUUUCAAGAAGUGAGAGUUCAUUAGGGUUUUGUUUCUGAUUCGAAUGAACAUGGAGAGUACGCGCAGAUCGUUGGAUAGAUCUAGAGAACUGGGUUCCAAGAAGCCUCGAUUGAUCGACGAACUCAGCGCUAGACAGUUACCUCAAAGACAGCAAGGGUCCGGGACAGUUACUUCCUUGGUGUCUGCAAGGGCUCGAGUAAAUGACAGGGACACCGAAAGCAGCGAAUCAAGUCGCGGCGGUGGGUACCAGCCUCAGCCACAGCCUCACCAUGAGCUUGUGACUCAGUAUAAGACUGCGCUUGCUGAACUUACUUUCAAUUCCAAGCCCAUAAUUACAAACUUGACUAUUAUUGCUGGGGAGAAUCAGUCUGCUGCCAAGGCAAUUGCCGCCACUGUCUGUGCUAACAUUCUAGAGGUUCCAAGUGAUCAAAAACUGCCGUCUCUUUAUCUCUUAGACAGUAUUGUUAAGAACAUCGGGCGAGAUUAUAUAAAGUAUUUUGCUGUCAGAUUACCUGAGGUAUUCUGCAAGGCUUACAGACAGGUUGAUCCUAUUGUCCAUUCAAGUAUGAAACAUCUUUUUGGAACUUGGAAAGGAGUCUUUCCUCCUCAGUGCCUUCAGAUGAUUGAGAAAGAACUUGGCUUUACACCUGCAGUCAAUGGUUCAGCUUCAGUAUCUGCUACAGUCAGGAGUGAUUUGCAGUCACAACGCCCACCUCAUAGUAUCCAUGUGAAUCCAAAGUAUUUAGAAAGGCAGCGUCUCCAGCAGUCAAGUACGAGUAAAGGAGUUGUUGAUGACAUGACCGGAGCUUUAUUAAAGUCAAAUGAGGAUUCAGAGAGGCCAAAUAGAGCUUUGGGUGCUUCUCGACCAUGGCUGGAUCCUAGGAUUAACAUGCUUAAUAAUCAGCACACACAGAGAGAUGCAUUUAAUGAUUCUGUUUCUGAGAAGAGCAUUGAUGGAUCAUUUGGAGGCAGUCAAUAUGGUUCUGGCAUUUCUAGUAAUUUGGUCUCAGGUGCUGGAAGAACUGGAACUAAGCUCAUUGAUUUAGGGCAAGAAAAAACAUGGUCCAAAACAGAUGGUGGUGAUGCAGAGACCAUAUCUGGGCAAAAAAAUGGUUUCAGUCUCAAGCGUAGUCUUUCAAAUCGUGAAGCACCAAAGUCCAUAAAUUUGAAAGCACAUCGUCAGCCAGGCCUAAAUUUAACUCAGAUAUGGAACAAUAUGAUGUCAGAUAACUGGAAAAAUUCUGAAGAGGAGGAGUUCACGUGGGAUGAGAUGAACUCUGGUUUGACUGAUCAUGGACCUAAUGUGUCUAGCAAUUUGAGCACAGAUUCAUGGAUGACAGAUGAUGAAAAUUUGGAAGGUGAAGAUCACCUGCAUAUUCUACACCCUUACGGGGAAAAGGUUGAUAGGGAAAUAUCCACUGUUAAGAAACAACUGCCUGGUUUUGGUGGCCAUCCACCUUCAUCAUGGCAAUUGCAGAAGCAUCACACAAUUGAUAAGUUGACUCUGAAGCCAGGUUACUCAGAAGGAUUUGUGUCCACUAUUAGUGGCUUACCAGCCAACGCAAGUUCUUUACCUGUCAAGAAGGGGAACCAAUCUCUUACGUCAAAGGCAAUAGUAGGAAUGUCCAAAAUUGUAGAGCAACAAUUUGAUUCUGGGGAGACCGAAUCCCCUUCUGGGCAGUCACCUUCACAACGACAGUCUCCAUCACUACCAGGAACAGUAUACCACCCUCAUUCAAUGCAAAAUUUGCCUGAGCAAGAAAUGCCCCAGGAUCACAAAACAUCUCAAUUUUUGGGAGGUCCAACUGGUCAGCACAUUAGAGAUCGCUCACCUACCCUUCAUCCCGUCGUUCAGGUUGGUAACAUGCGAAGAACACAGGAAAAGGACAUGCAGGGCACGUUUCAACCAAAGCUUCAGUCACUGCAGCCCGACUCUGCUCAGGCUGAAGUUUUUGCUAAAACUAAGCUGCCCCAGUCUAAAGUUUCUUUAACCAAAGGAGUUUCAGAACAGUCGACCAAAAAUAAUUUGUCAGCUGCAGCUGUGAAGAGUGGAAUCAUUCCCAAGAAAUCAAUUACCAGUAAUCUGGAUCCAAGGAAGCAUCUAUCCAAGUCUGGGGUUCAGCUUCCUCCUUCUGGUAGGUCUUCUCCUGCCACAUUAACUUCUUCAGGGUCUGCAGUGGUAUCACCAGCUUUAUUGGAUCCUCUGCACAAAGAUUCAUCUUCACUGCCCAAAAAACCUCAAGGAAAGAUUGGACAACCACCACAAAGGCUUAAUACUCAACCACCUGCUUCCUCUAAUGUGAAUGCUGCAAAAAAUAAUGUAAACCCUAUCGCAAACCUUUUAAGCUCAUUGGUUGCAAAGGGUUUGAUAUCUGCAGAAACUGAAUCGCCGACUGUGGUACCAAGCGAGGUGCUGAAGGGAUCCAAAGAUAAAACUGCAAACAUUAGCACCAAUAGUUCUUUCCCAGUUACAUCAGUUUCUGAUUCUGCAGCUGUCCCAGCAUCAUCUGCCAGAGAUGAGGAAGACGCUUCUACAAAAUCCUCUCUACCCUCAGCUCAAUCAACUAGCACGAAAAUCAGAAAUCUCAUUGGCUUUGAUUUUAAACCUAAUGUAAUUCGAGAAUUCCAUGAACCGGUAAUUAGGGAAUUAUUGGAUGAUUUCUCUCAUCAUUGCAAAAUUUGCAGUAUUAGGUUUAAACAAGAACAGCAGUAUAAGAGACACUUGGAGUGGCAUGCCACAAGAGAACAUGAUCCAAUUAAAGUAUCCAGAAGUUGGUAUGCUAAGUCAAGUGAUUGGAUUGCUGGCAAGGUAGAAUACUCAUCUGAGCUUGAGUUUACCGACUCUGUUGUUGUACACGACAAAGAAACAGACAGCAGUCAAUUGGAUACGAUGAUUCGAGCAGAUGAAAAUCAGUGUUUGUGUGUACUGUGUGGCGAGCUAUUUGAAGAUGUGUACUGUCACGAAAGGAACGAGUGGAUGUUCAAAGGGGCAGUUUACAUGAACUGCUUGGAUUUCAAUGACGAGAUGGAAAGUAGAAAUGUGGGUCCCAUCAUUCAUGCCAAAUGCCUAUCAGAGAAUUCAAUUGUCACCAAUUUGGGUAAUGAUUAAUGGUUUGUCUCUAGCAUUGCGCUAUGGUGUAGUCAGAAGCUUACCAAGGGUAUCCACCCAGUUUCACAUUGCAUACUAAAUUUUGAUGAUCCUUUAUACUCAAAAUUUAUUGCCUCCAACUGGUCCUUAGAGCGGUUAAACAAAUUUUGUGCUCUUUUUGUUUUAUUGUACUUUUACCGGGAAAAAAAUUGCGUAGUGUUCAACUAUAUAAAUGAGCGAAACUUAAUCGUC